Messenger RNA from Mercurialis annua (annual mercury), 1360 nucleotides. RefSeq names its product putative F-box/LRR-repeat protein At5g02930. The record is from RefSeq and is a predicted model, not a curated record. The transcript is spliced from 5 exons. NCBI's taxonomy places the organism in Eukaryota, Viridiplantae, Streptophyta, Magnoliopsida, Malpighiales, Euphorbiaceae. Bases 1 to 855 code for a protein of 284 amino acids.
AUGGCGACGGCGAGUUUUGAAAACAGAUACAGAGAGGAAGAAACCCUAGAAAUCUGUAAAUGGCAGAGCAAAAUGGUUGAGGGGCAUAAGCAUCGCAUCAUAAAAAGAGUGGUCAACGAAACACUAGCCCUCCACUCUUCUUCAAAGCUCGACAAAUUCUCCAUCCAAAUUGAUUUACGCAAACUGUAUCAUCCUUCAAUUGAGUUACUUACAUUAGCUUUCACCAUCAAUGGCCGUAGCUCCACUGGUUAUUUGUUGCCUCAAUUCUUAUACUCUAAUUCCCAUAUCCGAAUUUUAACUACUACGCUUUGUGAAUUUGUGCCUCAUGGGAGAAUUUCAUGGUCAGCACUUAAAAUGUUGAGCAUACAGGAAGCAACUUUGAAUGAUGAAGUCAUUCAAAACAUUUUGAAUGGGACUCCAGUUCUUGAAGACUUGCAGUUGUACUUCUGCUGUGGAAUCAAAUUGCUCGACUUAUCUUUAAAACCUAAGUUGAAAAACUUGGUCAUAAACGUUUGUGCAUUUUAUUUUAGGGGUAGCGAUGAUAAUUUUGAGCUUAAAAUUGUCGGUCCUUUUGUUGAGACAUUGAAAAUUUCCGGGAGCUGGGUAAAUUUCAAGUGUAAGUUGAUGAGUAUGUCAUCUUUAGUUAAAGCUACCCUGAAUUUCAAAGUUAUGGAUGAUGGAGAUCAUUCCCAAGAGAGGUGUCAAAAUAUGGUCAAGGAGCUCAUUGAGAAUGUUCUUCCUGCUGAGCAACUACAACUAACCAAUUUCUGUACUCAGGCUCUCUCAACAUUGAGGAUGGAUGUUAAAGCGUCUAUCAUCAAAUUUGAAAUCUUUAGAUGUCGACUGUCGCGGUGAAGAGUACCUCUGUGGGAUUGAACGCGUUCUUCAGUGCUCACAUAGGCUGGAGAAGUUAGUUAUAUUUUUCGACUACGGUGGGUCUUAUAAGUCAAUAUUUGAUGGUUAUAGAAAGGAUUAUUGGACAAAUGUAGAGAUACCGAGUUGUUUGGAUUCCUAUUUCAAGACCAUUGAGAUAUCUGGCGUGAUAAGGGGUCGAGUUGUAAUUGAGUUUCUCCAGUUCUUGCUCAAGAAUUCAAAAAUAUUGGAGAAGGUGAUCAUAAAUCUGGUUUGGAAUUGGCUGAGAAGUGGUCAAGCUUUCCGAGGUCUUCGCAGCAAGCAGUGUUUCUAGCUCCUAAAUGUUAGUAUAAUAUGUAACAGUGUAGCAAGGAUAAUUUAUUUUUCUAUUGGAUGAAAAUUAGUAUAAUUCAUCCAAUAGUGAUAGCUAAAUAAAUUAAAAUAUUUUUUACAAACAAAGUAACCAUAGACUUAUAUUUAUUGACUAAUUCUAUUUUAUUUUGACUAA